This is a messenger RNA of Diceros bicornis minor, 1371 nucleotides long. It is a transcript of the gene ETV2, whose product is annotated as ETS variant transcription factor 2. The transcript has 7 exons. Gene Ontology annotation, cellular component: nucleus. The record is from RefSeq and is a predicted model, not a curated record. Gene Ontology annotation, molecular function: sequence-specific DNA binding; DNA-binding transcription factor activity, RNA polymerase II-specific. NCBI's taxonomy places the organism in Eukaryota, Metazoa, Chordata, Mammalia, Perissodactyla, Rhinocerotidae. Gene Ontology annotation, biological process: cell differentiation; regulation of transcription by RNA polymerase II. Bases 312 to 1352 code for a protein of 346 amino acids.
AUCACUCCGUAAACACCCCUCUGUACCCCCGGUCUCGCCCAGCCCGCUGUUCCCCAAGCUCCUGUCCAAGUCCAAGCCACCCCUGCAGCAGGAACCUGCUACCGAGAGGCGGCGGCCAUCCCGGGGUGGGGGCGCGGCUAGGCCCCGCCCCGGCCCCUGCAACUCGACCCCGGCUGCGACCCCCAGCUCUGACGUCUCGGAAAAUUUCCCCCUGCCCAGGCCCCCGGGGGGGGGUGCAUGGUAUGAAAUGGGGCUGAGACCCCCGGCUGGGGACAGAGGGACCCGCCAGAGAACGUUUACAACGAGCAUCCAUGGACCUGUGGAACUGGGAUGAAGCAUCACCACAGGAAGUGCCCCGGGGGAGCAGGCUGUCGGGGCUGGAAGGAGCGGAGCUGGGCUUCUAUUUCCCUGAACCGGCGCUCCAAGAGGCCACGCUGACAGUGGAGACCUGCUGGAAAGGUUGCUGUGGGGUGGGACCCGUGAGAGCUGGGGAAGAAGGGCUCCCACAGCUGGACUGGGGCUCCGCAUUACCGCACCCAGAAGCCCCAUGGGAGGCGGAGCACGCCCCUCAGGCUCUUUCUUGGUCGGGAGAUUGGACAGACCUGGCGCACACGGGCUCGGACCCUUGGAGCCGCGUCCCCCGGGCCGCGGGCCCCCCCCAUCCUGGCCUGGGCCCCACCCCUGUCGCUGGUUCCGAAGGGGCGGCGGGCCAAAACUGCAGCCCCCCGGCCGGAGGGGCCGGCUCGUGGUGGCGCGUCCAGGCCGCCGCCAGCUCCACCAGCUGGGACUGUUCUGUGGGCUCCGACGGCGCCGCCUCCUGGGGCCAGGGCCCCGGCGAGGAGCCGCGCGCCGACUACACCCUUUCGUGGGGCGGGCCUGCGGGCUCGGACCACACCACCUCCUGGGAUUUGGGGCUGCACACGGAUUGCACCACCGCUUCGAAGGGGUACCAGAGUUCACAUCUCACCACUCCCUCCGAACCCAGCCAGCAGUCGGACCGCGCAACUUUGGCUUAUUACCCCAAAACUAACCCCCGAGGUCCCAUUCAGCUGUGGCAGUUCCUCCUGGAGCUGCUCCAAGACGGGGCGCGUAGCAGCUGCAUCCGCUGGACGGGCAACAGCCGCGAGUUCCAGCUGUGCGACCCCAAAGAGGUGGCGCGGCUGUGGGGCGAGCGCAAGAGGAAGCCGGGCAUGAAUUACGAGAAGCUGAGCCGAGGCCUGCGCUACUACUACCGCCGCGACAUCGUGCGCAAGAGCGGUGGGCGCAAGUACACGUAUCGCUUCGGUGGCCGCGUGCCCGGCCUAGCUUAUCCCGACUGCCCGGGGGACGGACAGGGAGCAGCGACCCAAUAAAAACAUCCCGUCAAAUCUC